AUGAAGUUCUCCACCGUCGCUAUUGCCGCUACCCUCGCCGUCGUGGCCUCUGCCCAGCUCGAUGCCUUCCCCGCCUGUGGUCUCUCGUGCCUGACCUCGAACGUCGGCGCCACCGGCUGCGACCUGACCGACUUCGCCUGCUCCUGCUCGAACACUGCCUUCAUCGCCGCCGCGACCUCGUGCAUCGACAGCGGCUGCGAGGUAGCCGACCAAGAGAAGGCGCUCGCCGCGGCCGUCGGCCUGUGCAAGUCCGCCGGCGUGGACAUCAGCCCGCCCAGCGGGACCUCUGCAGCCGCCACCACCGCGAGCCCCACGCCCGAGCCCACCAGCACCGAGGCCGCCGAGCCCUCCACUUCCGAGCCCGCCGCUGAGCCCACCUCCUCCGAGGCCCCCGCUGAGACUACCACCCUCGUCCCCUCCGCUAAGCCCUCCAACGCUACCACCAACGGAACCAUCACUCCCCCCGUCGAGACGCAGCCGCCGUCCUCCGGCGCGUCGCGCAUGGCCGCCGCCAUGUCCGUUGUUGGACUUGGCCUCUUGGCCGCUUUCGCCUUGUAA
This is a messenger RNA of Tricharina praecox, 558 nucleotides long. RefSeq lists its product as uncharacterized. The transcript is spliced from 2 exons. Lineage: Eukaryota; Fungi; Ascomycota; Pezizomycetes; Pezizales; Pyronemataceae. The record is from RefSeq and is a predicted model, not a curated record. The coding region runs from base 1 to 558 and encodes 185 amino acids.